Messenger RNA from Opisthorchis viverrini, 219 nucleotides. RefSeq lists its product as hypothetical. The record is from RefSeq and is a predicted model, not a curated record. The transcript is spliced from 2 exons. NCBI's taxonomy places the organism in Eukaryota, Metazoa, Platyhelminthes, Trematoda, Opisthorchiida, Opisthorchiidae. Gene Ontology annotation, biological process: intracellular protein transport; receptor-mediated endocytosis; Golgi to vacuole transport. The annotation marks the transcript as partial. Gene Ontology annotation, molecular function: clathrin-cargo adaptor activity. Gene Ontology annotation, cellular component: AP-1 adaptor complex; membrane coat.
AUGAAGAAGAGUUUAUUAGAAAGUGAAAGUGACGGACAAGAAAAGCUCUAUAGCCUGGGUAAACAGAAGACUUCUACAGUUUCAAACAAGCUUAAAUUGGAAUGUCUCAAGUUAAUCGCCUCGCCACGCUUCACCGACAAACGUGUGGGCUAUCUCGGUGCUAUGUUGCUUCUAGAUGAACGAACAGAUGUACAUUUGCUGGUUACGAAUUCUCUGAAA